UCCCCCCGCCCCCCGCUGCGACCGCGGACAGACAGAGGCAAGUGGACCGGUUUCAAGCUAAGCUAACUCAAUCACAUUGCAGCUGGUUAAAUUUGAUUGUUUGCGUCGGUUCCGUUUUCCGGCACAAGCGCGCAUAUUUUUAGGAAAAAUCAGAGCUACCUGCGAAUGUUUUGUCCAGCGGGCUAAGAAGCAAAAACCGGCAUUUAUUUUGUGAAACCGUGAAUUGGCGCCAGUCGUGUUGACAACAACGCUAUUUGGUCACGUCCCCCUCGGUGUUGUUGUUUGUAGCGGCUAAGCGAACGAGCUAACUGUUCAUUUCCGUUAGCGGGAGAAAAAAAAAAAAAGAAAAAAAAAUCUCACGACCGCCGAAGUAAAGUUUGACGAUGGCCGAUUUCCUCGAAGAUCCGUCCGUUCUCACGAAGGAAAAGCUGAAGAACGAGCUCGCGGCCAACAACGUGCCGCUUCCCGGCGGAGAGCAUAAAAAAGAGGUGUACGUGCAGCUGUACCUGAAGAACCUCACCGUCCUAAACGAGAAGAAGAGUCCUCCCGUCGACAUGUUCUCCAGCGACGAAGAGCUGCCCCCUCCCGUGGUGUCCAACAAAAGUCGAUCUGGAAGAAAAGCUACGAAAAAGACUGACAAGCCUCGCUCGGAAGAAGUGGAGGUGACGGACCUCACCGAUGAAGAUCUGAAACAGCAGCUGGAAAAACACGGCGUGGUCUCGGGACCCGUUGUUGCCUCCACCCGGAAGUUUUAUGAGAAGAAGCUGCAGAAGCUUUUGGACCAGCCUCCAGCUGAACCUCAACCCCCUACGGACCUCACAGCUCUCCCCAAGGCAGACAGUAACCAGAACGGCAACACCAAUUCUGACCAGUACAGUGACAAGGAAGAUGAGGAGAUUGCUGAACCUGAACCCGAACCUGUUCCUGUGGUGGAGAAGCCUGUGAGGAGCAGAGGGAAAACUCCAGUUACAGCCAGAACGAGCAGCAGCAGACGACAAAUGAAGGUGGUGGAUGGGGUGAUUACUGAAGACACUCCUAAGAAGGCCAACAAGAGUGUUGUUGAAGAUAUUCUUGCCAAUGAGAUAAACACACCAACAGGCAUGAGUGCAACCUGCCGGCGUCCAAUCCGGGGGGCAGCGGGUCGACCAUUAAAACCAAGCGAAUACUGGCUGGACGAGUCCCGUUUGCAGCACAGCAUCCACAGCGAGACCCGCUCUUACUCCGAGUCUUUAUCCAGGGUGGGCGGCUCCGUCUCCCCAGGCAAAGCGCCGGCCCAACAAGGCUUCCUGUCUGUGUUGCUCAAGCUCCUGCUCCUCGUUGCGGUGGCCGGGUCCCUCUUUUAUGGCUACCGGAACCUGGACGCCGACACCUUCGACACCCUCAAAGGCACCCUGGACCGCGUCGUCGUCGUCCCCCUGCAGGGCGCCGUGAGCAGCGCAGCCACCUACCUGGGCCUCGGCGGCGGCAGCGCUGCAGAGAUUGCCGGUAAGUAAAGACCCUCAGCAGUCACUCCUCUCCGACGCCCACGCCUCCUCCUGGCCGCCUGCCACCGCGCGGCACACCACAACUCAAGCAGCAUACCCGGCUCCCCUCUUGCUCCCACCCGCCCGGUUGGACAAAGGUUGCAGAUUCAAUUGGAACGCUGAACUUUCUCCUUUUCUGGACUUUGGCUUUCCUCCCGCCACGAGGAGAUACAGUAGCUUCUGGAUAACACUGUUUAGCGGCAGUCAGAAGAGACUCAUUUUAUUGUUCGUUUAAUCUGUGCAUUGUUUGUGUCUUUGUGUGUAUUUGACCCUUGUGUGUAGAAGGAGGUGCCGAGUGGGGAGGCCAGUUUGUCCAUGCAUGGUUGUAGUUUUUGACGGUCAUACUGUAGUUUUCUAACUCUCUGUGCCAGGUGUUUUUUCUGACGGUGAAGUGCCUGGACACGCUUAGCACGUAGUGCCCUCCCGUUUUUAAGCACAAUGCAGUGCUACUACUAAUACCGGAAUGUUAUGUGUUUUCUGUCUGAAUUUCUAAAUUUUCUCUGUAGCUAUAGAGGUAGGUAGAGUGAUUCAUUAUUUCUAUGGUGCUCAGGUCGAGUCGGCGCAAACUUUUUAAUGAACUCUGUGCUGGGAGGAGACACUUGGUGUAAUCAGGUCACAUCACCGCAUGAGGAAAAUCCGCCCAGCUUUAGGUUGAGGUAUUGAAUACAUUUUAAGUGGCUGUUGGUCCCUGCUCGAGUCAUUUUAUACGUGGCUCUGUGAUUAAAAUCAUGAUUUUGCUAAUUCUUUUUUUACUAUUAAAGUUAAAAUGAAACUCCUUUUAGUUCAGAUUAUCUUUUCAUUUGACAAUUCCUCAUGGAGGAAACUCAAAUUGCGACGUUCGAUCAUGAACUAGUGAUUUUCCUGUUCUGCCCGUGUGUCCGUUGGGGUUUACAUGCUUUGGGUUUUAGUGCUCUGUUGUGCUUUUUCUUUAGUUUUGUUUUAUUUAGAUUUCUGAUCCUUCAGUCCUAUCAGCAGGAUUGGCAGCUGCAGUGCACCCACAUAGCCCACCGUACUGACUGCGUGUGUCCAAACCUGGCGGAUCUGCAAAAAAAGAGACGCAUGGAGACAGUUAGUCAAGUUAUUCUCCUCAGAGCUGUCUGACUAGAGCCAAUUACCACAAUUCAGAGACGUUUCUCUGGGCGGGUUGUUUAUCUGCUGGAAGAGGCGAUGCAUUCACUGGCGGAUGUUGGGAGGAAGUCUUUGCCAUCUUUGUUUCUAUUUUGAUAUUUUUCUAAAAUGGUAUGUUCCACUUUUUAUAGCACAUUUGAAAGCAAUAUGUAAUACACACAAGUGAUACUGUAUCUUUUGCUGACUGAACGCAAAUGAGUUUUUAACAGGCAGUUCUCCCUCAAUGGUAAAAAACAACAGGGGUUAUGUGGGUAAGGAUUGUAAAUCUGUUUAUUUAUGAUCAUGUAGGCGAUGUAUCAUAAAAUAAACUUUCACACAAUUUUU
Molecule: messenger RNA, 2975 nt
Organism: Pungitius pungitius (ninespine stickleback)
Lineage: Eukaryota; Metazoa; Chordata; Actinopteri; Perciformes; Gasterosteidae
Gene: tmpob
Product: thymopoietin b
Exons: 6
Coding region: 384-1493 (369 amino acids)
Molecular function (GO): DNA binding
Source: RefSeq, a predicted model, not a curated record